Molecule: messenger RNA, 5578 nt
Organism: Mus musculus (house mouse)
Lineage: Eukaryota; Metazoa; Chordata; Mammalia; Rodentia; Muridae
Gene: Pot1b
Product: protection of telomeres 1B
Exons: 16
Coding region: 192-2063 (623 amino acids)
Biological process (GO): telomere maintenance
Cellular component (GO): nuclear telomere cap complex; chromosome, telomeric region; nucleus
Molecular function (GO): single-stranded telomeric DNA binding; DNA binding
Source: RefSeq, marked validated
GCAUGCGUGUGUCCCACGGCUCCGGAAGUCGAAGUCGCGUCUCUGCAGGUUGAAAAAGUUGCCGGGAUCCUCGGUGUUCUGUGAGGGAAAAAACUGUUAUUUCUUCAGUUUUUGGAAGUUAAGCAGCUGCUUUGAAGAUUAGACCUUAAUAAGGGUUGGGGUAAAUCUGUAAAGGGAUUUUCCACAGAGCAAUGUCUUCGGCCCCAGUAGCACCUUCUACAUACACACCCCUAAAUCUACUUAAGGAAGGCACUGUUGUCAAUGUCUGUGGUGUUGUGAAGUUCUUUAAGCCUCCGUACUUAAGCAAAGGAACAGAUUAUUGCUCUGUUGUCACGAUUGUGGACCAGACAAAUGUGAAGUUAACAUGCAUGCUCUUUAGUAGAGACUACGAUACCCUUCCCAGCGUUUAUAAAGUUGGAGACAUCGUUUGCUUCCAAGGGCUGAAGAUCCAAGCAUAUAAAAAUGAGCUUCAGGCAAUCAGCAAGUUUGGUUUUGCAUCUUUGACAUUUGAUGGCACCUUAGGGGCUCCUAUCAUACUGCGUACUUUAAGCAAGAGAUUUAACUUCACUGCUCAGGACUACAGUAUGGUAGAAGCCUUGCGAACGUGGGCAUCCACACACAUUUCAGCUUCUUCCAACUUAGUGCAGCUUUCUGAUGCUCAGCCCAUGCAGUAUUACGACCUGACCUGUCAGCUCCUGGGCAAAGCACAAGUGGAUGGAGUGUCAUUUCUCCUAAAGGUAUGGGAUGGCACCAGGACAAAGAUUCCCUCUUGGAGAGUCUGCAUACAAGACGUUGCUUUUGAAGGUGACUUAAGUCACAUUCUGCAGCUACAGAAUCUGGUGGUAGACAUUGUCGUUUAUGAUAAUCAUGUCCAAGUGGCAAAAUCCCUAAAGAUCGGAAGCUUUCUUAGAAUCUAUAGUCUCCAUACCAAACUUCAGCCAAUUAAUUCAGAGUCCACAACUUCCUUGGUAAGACUCGAAUUUCAUCUUCAUGGAGGAACUAGUUAUGGUCGUGGGAUCAGAGUCUUACCAGAAAGUAACUAUGAUGUGGAUCAGCUGAAAAAAGCUUUAGAAUCUGUAGACUUGGAAGCCAUUCAGACCUCAGAUGACACCUACCAAUCCGACAAUGUGGAGAAUUGUUUAACAUCUUCAAGCUCCGAAUCAGACCUAGUUUCCCUGUAUGAGGUGGAAAGAUGUCAACCACUCUGUGCUACAACACUUACAGGUUACCAUCAUUUAGAGAAGACAUCGUUGUGUGACAUUUUGAAGCAAAGAGCUCCUCGACAGUAUCGUAUCAGAGCAAAGCUAAGAUCAUACAAGCCCAGAAGACUUCCUCAGUCUGUUAAACUUUUUUGUCCUAAAUGCCAUUUAUUGCAAGAAAUUCCAUCUGAGGAAAAUGUGGAUAAAAUUUUACAAGAUGCUACAGCUACAGCCCCAGACUGCAAGCUGCAAGAUACACCAUUGUAUGACUCAGAGGUCUGGACCACUGAAGGCCAAGGAGGACGGCAGGUUGCUGUCCAUUUUGUAAAGAAUGACGGCGUCCUUCCUCACUCAAGUGAAUGUCUGGUUUUGAUCGAAGGAGGCCGGCUCUGUGAAAUCUCUAGACUGUCAAGCAUGUUUCACAGUGUGAUCCCUGUGCGGUCUGGCCCUGAGGACCUGGAGCUCGUAGAUCUCGCAGCACCAUUCCUCAUACGAGGGAAGGUGUGUCACUAUGGAUGUAAACAGUGCUCAAACUUGAAAACCAUACAAAACUUAAGUAUCAUUCCUAAUAAAAGACUAUGGAUUCCUUCCUCUGUGGCAGAAGUUCUGGGCAUUGUACCUCUACAGUAUGUGUUUGUUAUGACUUUCAUGUUUGAUGAUGGAACCGGAGUAUUGGAUGUCUACCUCAAGGAUUCUGAGAAGUUUUUCCAGAUCCCAGCAUCAGAAGUCCUUACUGAUGAUGACCUUCAGAGAAAUCUGGAACAGAUCAUGAAUGUCAUUUGUCCUCCAGGAAUAAAAAUAGGUAGGCAGCAUUUCAAAGGUGCUUCUUUCUCUUCCUUGAAAAUACACCUAGUGUGUAUCUAAUCCAUAGACUGUGGGUAGAACGAAGCCAACUGAGUCCUUGGGAAUUGCUAAGUGUGAACAAUAUCUAUCAGUGUCUUAAUGAGAUAGCAGAAGAAAUAAAAUAAAUAUGAGUAAUAAAGUUUAAAAUAUUUUGAAAUGUAUUUAAAGCAUAGCACUUUUGAUCACAACGAAUUUGACUCUGAGUUUAUACAUACAGCAUAGAAACAUAGAGGUUGCAAUUAAAACAAAUCGAUGCACUAUUUACUAGAAACAUGCCCUCAAAUAAACUGCCAUAAUCAUGUUUGACUCAGUGGAUUUCCUCUGGUACUAAUGAGCUUCAAAUUUUUCUAUAUUUAUUUUGCAGACUUUAUGAACUUUAGCCAUUUUUGCACAAAUAUGCUUCAUCCACAGGCUCCUGCCCUGGUAAAAAUUGUACACAUUGUAGCCACUGUCACUAAGUCCUUUUAUGGCCAGCAUUUCUUUUCUGUCACAAUCUGGAGAAGUAAAUUGUGUUAAGCAGUUUGAUUGUUCUAGUAAUUGUUGACAGUGACAAAUCUCCCCUCUGGCUGCUUCACUGUUGCUGAUGGGACUGUUAGAGUUUGCUCCUGAUUAGGGUUUCUUCCUCCGCAAUAGGUCUCUACAAUGCAGCAUCAGUUCCCAAGAGAUGGGGCAUUUUGCUUUUCUGGAGCAAAGUUUAAUUGAGAUAUGUUCAUUUGUUUUCAAUUUUAAUUUGUCUUGCAUAUUGCACUUAGUAUACAUAGAUUUCCAAAAAUCAAAGUCUCUGGACCUGGGGUGUUUUCAAAUAUACAGAUAUAUGGCCAAGCUUGAUUGCCAUGCCAGAUGCCUUGCAGGCUUACUAGGGUCUUCUGUUGAUGGUAGAAAUGAGCCUGCCCUGCUCCUUGCCAGAUGUGAUGGUUGGCAUUAUUGCUGCCAGUUGUGCAGGUCACAGGUAAGGCUUAAAAUGAUUUGAUCUGAAGUUCAGGUUUCACCUCCAUCUUAUUUGUCAAGGAAAAGACAGGAGGCCCAUAAGCAGUCAGUUCAAGAAAAGGAGCAAAACAUCAGUGAGAUGCUAGACUACCUUUGCUGGCAGGUGUUUUAUAAACCCUUAAUCUCUUUCAUCUGAGGUUGGGACAAAAUUGUAAUUAAUCAGAAUUACUAGUUCUGUGCUUGGUUUAAUGGCUGAAUGGUAUGUCCUCUUGGUCUGUAGAUGCGCACCCAUGGCUGGAGUGCCUCAUCAAGUCCUACAACGUCACAAGUGGAACAGAACAUCAAAUAUGUUACCAGAUAUUUGACACCAUGAUUGCAGAAGACAUCAUCUAGCGCUGCUGUUGUGUGUAGUGGGUGGGUGGCAUGGGGGGUAACAGUCUUACAGAAAGUUAGGACUGUGACUCUAAAAAGGCAUUCUGUGUUGUUGAAUUAUCCAUUCCCAUUUCUACUAUAGCUUUAAGGUCUCUUAUACAGAAAGACAUUGUAUUGUUAUUUAUACCUUCUUGUGAAUAUGUUGAAAUGUGUUUUUUCUCAACAUGCCCAGGGUGACAAUUAGAUUACAAAAUAAGACCACAUCUUGUGUGGAGAAACCCAGAUUUUCAUUUUCCCUUCAGGUAAUCUCUAUUGUUACCAGACAUUGUAGGUCUGUCUUCUGCACAAGACACUUGUUUUUGUGCUGUUCACUUACCAUCCUUGGUUGGGUUUAUAUUCCUGUCCUGAGUUUUAUACAAGCAGUUGAUGAUAAUGUGAGUGUAGAUAAUAACACAUUCUAUUCUUGAGUCUCUUAGCUCAGUGGUGGCUACCUUUCUUUCAUCCUCUUCCAUUUUACUUGGGAGAGAGAAGAAAGCAAUCACAAGUGGAGAGGGAGGGAGGGACCUGGGAAGGAAAGUGGAAGGGGAGAGGGGAACCUGAUCUGGUAUUGGGUGAGGGAAAAGAACUGAAGCCCUAAGGGCCAGCAGAAAGAAUGAAAACAGGCAACCUCAGGAAAUAGGAGGCUAGUGAACCCUCCAGAAUGUACCAGAGACCUGGGAUGUGAGAGACUCUCAGGAAUCAAAGGGAGGGACCUUAGAUGAAAUGCCUGACAGUAGGGAGAGGGAACUUAUAGAGCCCACCACCAGCAGGAAGACAGAACAUCAAGUGAGGGAUGGGGUUGCCAUCCCACAGUCACAUCUCUGACCCAUAAUUCUUCCUGUCUGAAAGAAUUACAGGGAUGGAAAUGGAGAGGAGCCUGAGGAAAAGAAGAUCCAGUGACAAGUCCAAAAUGGGAUCCAGCUCAAAGGGAGGUCCCAAGGCCUGACACUAUUACUGAGGCUAUGGAGCACUCACAAAAAGGGACCUAACAUGACUGCCCUCUGAAAGACCAACAGGCAGCUGAAAGAGUCAGAUUCAGAUAUCUGCACCCAACCAAUGGACAGAAGCAGCUGACCCCUGUUGUUGAAUUAGGGAAGGCUGAAAGAAGCUGAGGAGAAGGGUGAUCCUGUAGGAGGACCAGCAGUCUCAAUUAAUCUGGACCCCUGAGAUCUCUCAAACACUGGACCACCAAACAGACAACAGUACACCAGCUGAUAUGAGACCCCCAACACACAUACAGUAGAGGACUUCCAGGUCUGUUCAUUCAGAGAUGAUGCACCUAACCUUCAAGAGACAGGAGGCCCCAGGGAGUUUAGAGGUCAGGUGGGGUGGGGGGUGGGGGCUUCCAUGUGGAAACGGGUGUUGUGGAGGAGAUGUGGGGUGUGGAGCAGUCAGGGUGGAUGGUGGGGGUGGGGUGGGGAAUGCAAUAUGGAGUGUAAAAAUUAAUAAAAAAAAGAAAGAAAUCAAUUAUAUUCAUUAUCAACCACACUCCAGUGCAGUGGGCAGCUCCCCACCUCCUGAAAAAAGUCUGAAUGCUUUGUGAACUUUAUGUCACUGCAUCUUAUUUGGGUAUUUGUGUGUGUGUGUGUAUGUGUGUGUGUGUGUGUGUGUGUGUGUGUGUGUAUGUGUGUGUGUGUGAAUUCAUAUAUUUACUUGAAAUUUAUUUCUUCACACUUUAUUCUUAUAUUUCCUAGUUCCAACAAUUUGCCUGCAAAUUUCACAAUGUUCUUAUUUUUAAUAGAUGAGUAAUAUCUCAUUGUUAAAUGCACCACAUUUUCUUUAUCUAUUUUUUAGUUGAAGACUAUCUAGGUUGUUUUGCUAUAAACAUGUUUGAGAAAGUGUCCUUGUGGUGUGGUAGAACAGUUUUUGGGAAUGUUCCCCAGAGUAGUGUAGGUCUUGAUUCCCAAUCUUCUGAGAAACAGCAAAAAUUGAUUUCCCAUUUAACUUCAGUUUUACACAGAGGAAUUGCCUAGCCAGUCCUGGUGUAAGAAAACUUCCUGUGCAUUCACAUGAGUAUCUUGUUAACUGAGUUCCCCUUGAACAAAUUUUUGUCUUGAGUGAGUCACUGAUGUACUAUGACAAGUCUUUAAUGAGACAUGGCAUAGAUCUUUGAAGUAGAAUAACACUACUUUUUUUCUGUAAUAAGGAAAAUGAACUACCGUUUCCUAAUUUUGUAAUUAAACCAUUUCUGCUUGCUA